AAGAAAACAAGAAUGCUGUGUAAUCCAUCUUUAUAAGCCUCUCGGUGGAGUUUUCCGGCAGGAGUUUCAGAUUUCAGGCAGUCUCAGUGUGCUUGUGGGUAUAAUUGGAGUACUACUGUGGAGGCGAUGGUGCUUUUCCCAUCCCUUCUUGAUGCGUGGACAAAAACUGAAUCAAUUGAUGUUGGAAAGGAAACUGCAAAAACAUUGGCAAAGGAAGCCAGGAAGAAUGAUCAGUUGAUUUUAAGUUCUUCAGCCACUGUCAAGUCCAAAAAAUCUGACAACUAUGUGUCAGUGUGCUCUAAAAGAGGCCAGAAGGGGAUUAAUCAGGAUUGCUUAAUUGUUUGGGAGGAGUUUGGAUGCCAACAAGACAUGAUGUUUUGUGGCAUUUUCGAUGGGCAUGGGCCAUGGGGACACCUUGUAGCAAAAAGGGUGAGGAAAUCAUUGCCUGCUUCUUUACUGUGCAAUUGGCAAGAAACUAUAUCUUCAACCUCACUUGACCUGGAUUUUCAAAUGGAAGUGGAUAGAAAUCUUCGUAGGCUUGAUAUAUGGAAGCAAUCCUACUUGAAAACUUAUGCUGCUGUUGACCAGGAGCUUAAGCAUCAUCCCGGAAUUGAUUCUUUUCGUAGUGGUACUACAGCUCUCACAAUUGUUAAACAGGGUGAACAACUUGUCAUAGCAAAUGUUGGCGAUUCUCGGGCUGUGCUGGCGACGACUUCUGAUGAUGGCCAUUUGGUACCACUUCAGCUUACCAUCGACUUUAAGCCCAAUUUACCUCAGGAGGCAGAGAGAAUAGCAGAGUCGAAAGGACGAGUGUUUAGUUUUGAGGAUGAGCCUGGGGUGUACAGGAUGUGGAGGCAGAGGCACAAUGGGGAGACACCAGCUGGGCUAGCUUUGUCGAGAGCCUUGGGGGACUUCUGCCUAAAGGACUUCGGUCUUAUUUCUGUGCCGGAUGUGACGCAAAGGGAGAUAAGUAAGAGAGAUAAAUUUGUGAUUUUGGCAACAGAUGGUGUAUGGGACGUUGUUUCCAACCAAGAAGCUCUGCAGAUUGUUUCUUCCACAGCAGAUAGGGAAAAAUCAGCUAAAAGGCUGGUAGAGUUUGCUGUUGGAGCAUGGAAACAGAAGAAACGAGGCUUUGCCAUGGAUGACAUCUCAGCUAUUUGCCUCUUCUUUCACACUUGAACCUCUCUCAACCAAUCCACCCCCAUCACUACGAAAAGCUGGCCAAUUGCUUAUUGCCAUUGCCAUUGCCUUCAAGUUGUAAUUAAGCUUGUUGUAUAAUAUAUAUGUACAUGUAAACCACUUGUUUGUGUGCUAUGAGAAAUAUUAUGA
This is a messenger RNA of Corylus avellana, 1329 nucleotides long. RefSeq names its product Protein phosphatase 2C family protein. Gene Ontology annotation, molecular function: protein serine/threonine phosphatase activity. Gene Ontology annotation, biological process: protein dephosphorylation. The record is from RefSeq and is a predicted model, not a curated record. Lineage: Eukaryota; Viridiplantae; Streptophyta; Magnoliopsida; Fagales; Betulaceae.